AUGGUCAAACUAGAGUUUUACUUGCUAGUUCUUCUAAUCUCCUACCACUACACCACCAGCAAUGCCGCCACCAAUGCCACCGCCAUGAACUACGUCAACGCCUCAUGUAGAAACACCCGCUAUCCAGCUCUCUGUGUUCGUUGUCUCCAACGUUACGCAAAUUCUAUUCAAGGAAACGAUCAAAAGCUUGCAAAAGCAGCCAUUUCAGUCAGUCUUAACAAUGCCAAGUCAACAGCUGCAUAUAUUUCCAAGCUGUCCGAGUCAUCAGGAAUAAAACCGAGUGUGUAUCAAGCCGUGAACGACUGUCUCAACAACAUGAACAACUGUGUGCCGAGCCUGAACCAGUCGGUUCAGGAGCUAGGGAAAAUGGCUCAGUUUAGGGGUCAGAAUUUUGAAUGGCACAUGAGUAACGUCGAAACGUGGGUCAGUUCUGCACUAACAAAUCAAAACACUUGUGCUAGGGGAUUCUCUGAUGGCUCCAUGGAUGGACCUGUGAAGGAUGCUGUGAUUAGGAGGAUGAAUUAUUUAUCACAACUAACUAGCAAUGCACUUGCUUUAAUCAAUAGGUUUGCUUUGAAACAUAAAGCUGGUACUCAUAUGCCUUGA
Helianthus annuus (common sunflower) is the source of this 606-nucleotide messenger RNA. Its product is annotated as 21 kDa protein. Gene Ontology annotation, molecular function: enzyme inhibitor activity. Gene Ontology annotation, biological process: negative regulation of catalytic activity. The transcript has a single exon. The record is from RefSeq and is a predicted model, not a curated record. NCBI's taxonomy places the organism in Eukaryota, Viridiplantae, Streptophyta, Magnoliopsida, Asterales, Asteraceae. Bases 1 to 606 code for a protein of 201 amino acids.